AUGGCUCUGUGGUCAGUGGCCCGUGUAACUGCCCCAUUACAGACUUUACUGCCUCUGGGGUCAACAGGAGUGGGACGGAGCGGCCAUGACCCUCUGGUUUACUGUCCCACCUCUGCCCUCUUCUCUUCGUGUGAACGUCAGAACAUCUGCAAACCGGACCAGGCUUCACCACAUUCACCAAACUGGGCUCUCGCAUUAGCUGAGCGGCGAGCGUACAGAGAGGCCGAGACCAGCCUGAUGGACGACCUAUCAGAGCAGGACUUUCAGAAGGAGGUGGAGCCGCCCAGUCCAGCGCCACCGCCAUCGCAGCAACACACUGACCCCGCCUCCCCCACCGUCGCCAUGACACCAGAGCCAGCCGCUCGGGGAGACCAGGCCACGCCCAGAGAGAUGGAGUAUCAGGACGGCCGCGGCUUCGGCAUCGGCACCCUUGUGUUUGGGAAGCUGCGGGGGUUCUCCUGGUGGCCCGGGCGGAUCGUGUCCUGGUUGGUGAGCGGCAGGAGUCGGGCGGCGGACGGCACGCGCUGGGUCAUGUGGUUUGGUGACGGCAAAUUCUCAGUGGUCUGUGUGGAGAAACUGAUGUUGUUCAGCUCCUUCUCUGCGGCCUUCCACCAACCCACCUACAACAAACAGUCCAUGUACCGCAAAGCCAUCUUUGAAGCGCUGCAGGUGGCCAGCACUCGGGCUGGUAGACCCCUCCCUCAGAGCGACAGCAGUGAUGAGGGCGAGGUCCUGGAGCAGCAGAGCAGACACAUGAUCGAAUGGGCCAUGACCGGGUUCUCACCGGGCGGACCACAAUCACUGGAUCCUCCUGAGGAGGAACAGAACCCAUAUAAGGAAGUGUACCAUGAAAUGUGGGCGGAGCCUGAGGCCGCCUACACUCCGCCUCCUGCUAAAAAGCCACGUAAGAACGCCGCUGAGAAAGGGAAGAUCCGAGAGGUCGUCGACGAGGGCACAAGAGAGAGGUUAAUAUCUGAAAUAAAAAACAAGAGCAGAAACAUAGAAGAUAUUUGCAUCUCUUGUGGAAGCCUCAACGUGUCCUUGGAGCACCCUCUCUUUAUGGGCGCCAUGUGCCAGGGCUGCAAAAACUCGUUCCUGGAGUGUGCGUAUCAAUACGACGACGACGGAUACCAGUCCUACUGCACCAUCUGCUGCGGAGGCAGAGAAGUGCUCAUGUGCGGGAACAACAACUGCUGUCGGUGCUUCUGUGUGGAGUGUGUGGAUCUUCUGGUGGGCACAGGCUCCGCGGCCCUCGCCAUCCAGGAGGACCCCUGGAACUGCUACAUGUGUGGGCCGCGCAGCGUGUACGGCGUGCUGCGGCGGCGGGACGACUGGCCCUGUCGCCUCCAGCACUUCUUUGCCAACAACCACGAGCAGGACUUUGAACCGGCAAAAUUAUAUCCUCCUGUCGCCGCAGAGAAACGGAAACCAAUCCGUGUGUUGUCCCUGUUUGACGGCAUCGCUACAGGUCUGCUGGUGCUGAAGGACCUGGGUCUGCAGGUGGAUAAGUACGUGGCCUCAGAGGUCUGUGAGGACUCCAUCACUGUGGGGAUGGUCCGACACCAGGGACGCAUCAUGUACGUGGGGGACGUCCGGAACGUCACACGCAAACAUAUUGAAGAGUGGGGGCCGUUUGACUUAGUGAUCGGGGGAAGUCCCUGUAACGACCUGUCGAUAGUGAAUCCUGCUCGAAAAGGCCUUUUUGAGGGGACAGGGCGGUUGUUUUUUGAGUUCUACCGACUUCUGCACGAGGCUCGGCCCAAACCUGGAGAUGAGAGGCCUUUCUUUUGGUUGUUCGAAAACGUAGUGGCCAUGGGGGUCAGUGACAAACGGGACAUAUCACGCUUUUUAGAGUCCAACCCUGUCAUGAUCGAUGCUAAAGAGGUCUCCGCUGCACAUCGCGCUCGGUAUUUCUGGGGGAACCUGCCCGGCAUGUCCAGACCUCUCACUCCGAUGGUGAACGACCGGCUGGAUCUGCAGGAGUGCCUUGAACACGGCCGCACGGCAAAGUUUGAGAAGUUGCGAACGAUAACGACACGCUCCAACUCUGUGAAGCAGGGGAAAGACGAGCAUUUCCCCGUCUACAUGGACAGCAAGGAGGACAUCCUGUGGUGCACGGAGAUGGAGAGAGUGUUUGGUUUCCCCGUGCACUACACCGACGUGUCCAACAUGAGCCGUUUGGCGAGACAGCGGCUCCUGGGGCGCUCCUGGAGCGUCCCGGUCAUCAGGCACCUGUUCGCACCCCUGAAGGAGUACUUCGCCUGCAACUAG
This is a messenger RNA of Knipowitschia caucasica, 2271 nucleotides long. Lineage: Eukaryota; Metazoa; Chordata; Actinopteri; Gobiiformes; Gobiidae. The record is from the annotation of a GenBank genome assembly.